Molecule: messenger RNA, 7860 nt
Organism: Brugia pahangi
Lineage: Eukaryota; Metazoa; Nematoda; Chromadorea; Rhabditida; Onchocercidae
Source: the annotation of a GenBank genome assembly
AUGAAGAAUUUCUGUCAAUUACAACAUAAAUUGACAGUUAUAAUUUAUUUCAUUUUAUUAAUAAUCAAUGCAAUCACAUUUCAUCUUAAUCCUCCGGUACUUGAUAGUUGUACCGCUGGUUGCUUGUUACCAAUUGAAAAUAGCACCAUAUGGCUACCGUACAAUUAUCCACCAUGUAUUCAUCCUGGUCAACCAAUGCUACGUUGGUCUAAUUCAGUAACAUGCAAUAGACCAAAUUUUCUAACUUCACCAAGUGCUUCCCUAGAUUCCUUAUCCGGUAUACUAUUUGCUGAAGAACGUGUAUGCUUUUACGUAAAACCAUGGCAUGUGGUAUAUUCAUAUGAUUGUUCUGGUAAUAAUAUAUCCCGAAAAAGUGCCGUUUUUCUCGAUCAUAAAAAAUACGCUAGAAAAAGACGUCCAAAGCGAUGGAUGCGAAGAAGAAAUCCAACAGUACCACGGAUACACUUUCAACAAGAGCGAUACAUUACUGAAAUUCCGGAAGAUACACCAGUUAAUUCACUAAUUAUUAAAUUACAUGCCACUCAUAUCACUAAUGAAUCAAUGUAUUAUGCUAUGGUAGCACCAGAAGACUCUCGUUCAGCUAAUAUUUUUACCUUAGAUACAGUUUCCGGCGAAAUAAGAAUUGGAAAGGCGUUAGAUCGAGAAACAUUGGAUCGUCAUGUGUUGAAAGUAACAGCUUAUGAACGUCUCGAUCCGGCUGUAUCAGCAAGCAGUUCGGUAAUUGUGGAAAUUCUGGAUGUCCAAGAUAAUGCACCAAUUUUCGAACGCAAUUCCUAUUAUGCUGAAAUACGAGAGGAUGCACCAAUUGGAACAACAUUAGCAUCAGUUUUUGCACGUGAUCUAGAUAUCGGUUUGAACGGUGAAAUUACUUAUUCGCUUGGUGAGGAAGAUGGCGCUAAAUUACUUCAAAUUCAUAAUUCAACAGGAGUUAUUCAAACAGCGCAUUAUCUGGAUCGAGAAUUGAUAAAUAUUAUUCGAAUACAUGUAUAUGCAACCGAUAAAGGAGUACCACCGAUGACAUCAAGAGCUCUUCUGGAGAUUAAUCUUCUUGACGUCAAUGAUAAUGCACCUGUUUUUGAACAGAAACUUUGCAAUACCACAAUAAUGGAAAAUAUCACCAUACCAUCUAAUAUUUUACAAAUUAAAGCAUCAGAUAGCGAUUCUGGACAAAACGGAAAAGUACAUUAUAGCAUUGUGGCAUCUAGCGUCAAUGGAUUUUCCAUAGACUAUGAAAGUGGUUGGAUUAAAUUGCAUCAAAAAUUAGAUUCACGAUUCAAUCCUGCAACACUUUUAGUGCGAGCCAAAGAUUCAGGCCAACCUGCUCAAUCUUCAACAAUUAAUUGUGCUAUAAACAUCGUUGAUAUUAAUGAUCAUAAACCACAUUUUGUUGCAUCACAGCAAGAGUUAUUUGUGGAAGAAAAUGUACCAAUUGGAUUUGAAAUAACAAGAAUUUUUGCUAUUGAUGAAGAUAAUGAUAUUAAUGGCCGAAUUACAUAUAAAUUAGAUGGAGAAGAUAGUGCCAAUGAAACAUUUCGAAUUGAUCAAACGACGGGAAUUAUUACAACUAUAAAUAAACUUGAUCGAGAGGAAAAGGAGAAAUAUAUAUUUAAGGUAAAAGCAGAAGAUGGUGGAGAACCGCCACUAUCUGAUAGUUUAUUGAUAACAAUAAUAGUUCGUGAUAUCAAUGAUAAUGCACCACAUUUUGAGCCUAAUUUUUAUAAUAUUACGAUACCAGAAAACGAAGUACGUGGAACGUCAUUAAUUGCUGUAAAAGCUAUCGACCAUGAUAAUGAUGAUAAAAUAGUAUAUCGCAUUGAGAGAGCCGACAAAGACAUUUUUUCACUUGUUCACUCAGCUGAUCAGGGAGCUAUAUUAUCGUUGUCAGGAGAAAUUGAUCGUAUGGAUGAUACGUUACGUGUGUUGAUAAUAGCAACUGAUAAGGGUGGUUUAACAGGUACAUGCACAGUAAUUAUUACUGUUGCUGAUGUUAAUACUGCACCGGUAUUUCUUACCCAUCCAUUCACUGUACAUAUCCCGGAAAAUAUUCCAAUUGGUUCAGAAGUCAUACAAGUGAAAGCUGAAGACGAAGAUCGACAUGACAAUGCCAAACUUACCUAUUCCAUUGACAGUAAAGAAUUUAGCAUUGAUAAGAAUGCCGGCUUGAUAGUGAUAGCUGAAGAGAUAGAUCGAGAAGAGUGUAGUAGUUAUCUGCUUAAUAUCACUGUCACCGAUCAUGCAGCUAAUCCACUCAGUGCAAGCACAUUUCUCGAAGUUAUUCUAGAUGAUGUCAAUGAUAAUGCUCCGGAAUUUACGUCUGAAAAUUACACGGUUGCAAUAGCAGAAGAUACACCAACCGGAACAUCAUUCACUCAAGUAUCAGCUAUUGAUAUAGAUGAGGGUGAUAAUGCAAUUAUUGACUAUUACCUGAUUGAAGAAAAUGGAAAUAGUGACACUUUUAAGCUAGAUAGAUCGUCUGGAACACUACGAGUAGUUAGCAAGUUGGAUCGUGAAAUGAUUGCCAGGUAUGAACUAACAGUGAAAGCACAAGAUCGUGGUAAUCCAUCGUUAUCAUCUUUUUCUAUCGUAUCAAUAGUUAUCAUUGAUGUGAACGACUAUGCACCACAAUUUGAAUCACUUCGAUAUGAUUUAUGGAUCACGGAAAAUAGUCCUAUAGGUACUACAAUUGGUACGAUUAUUGCUCGUGAUCAAGAUGAAGGUGACAAUGCGCUCAUACAAUUUCGAAUAUUUGGUGGCGUUGAUGCAAAGCUUUUCGAUAUUGAAACGGAUUCAAGCCAAAACGGUGUGGUGCAUAUACUUUCGAGAGCAAUUUUCGAUUAUGAAGCAAAAAAGAAUCAUUUUUUUCUUGAAAUCCAAGCAAGCAGUGGUCAGUUAAGUUCUAUUGUACCUGUUUAUGUUCAUGUCAGUGAUGUUAACGAUAACAGACCUCAACUUCGAGAUUUCACUAUUCUUUAUGCAAAUCAUAUUGAUGACCCUAUGGAACAAGUGAUAGGAUAUGUUCCAGCUUUUGAUCCAGAUCAUAAUGCAACCUUGGAGUAUGACAUUGAAAUAAACGAUAUUUUAAUGGUGGAUCAAUAUAAAGGUUCCAUUAUGCCGAAGAAUAUUUGGAAGCGACAUAUAAAUACUGUUUAUGAAAUCUGUGUUUCUGAUGGUCCAAAUAACGUUUGUGCCAAAUGUCGAUUCAUUUAUAUACCCAUGGAUGAUACAAUUAUUCGAGAUACGGUUACUCUUGGAUUCCCGGAUAUUCGUUAUGAAGAACUGUUGGAUAAUGAUGUAUUUGAACGAUUCACAAGUGCCAUAUCACUUUUAGAUGAUUGGCAUAGCGAUGAUAUUUGGGUAUUUAGUAUUCAUACUCAUAACAAGUACACGAAUGUAUCAUUUAUUGUUCAUCGGGGAAAUACCGUUCAAAGGUCGGAGCGUGUAGAAGGAUUAAUUAGAAACGGACUUGUCAAGCUAAGUGAUAUAACUGGCAUGAGGUUGACAAUACACAGAGAUGCUACUUGUUCUAAUGAACCAUGUCCAUACUUUCAACAAUGUAGAAACACUCAAAAAUAUGUCAAAACAACGCAGAAUUUUAAAACGGACAAUUUUUUGAUGCAUUCUUUGGAUACUGUCAAUUCGUUUCAAUGUGUAUGUCCAGCCGGAUUUACAAGUGGCGAUGGCAUUGAACAAUCCUGUAAUUAUCGUCUUGAUAUGUGUUUCACAUCACCAUGCCAACAUCAGGGUACUUGUGUAUCACUAGAAAAUGGAUAUCGUUGCGAUUGUCCACCACAAUGGACAGGCGAAAAUUGCGAGAAUUCAGUUUAUGUGGACAAUUGCUUACCUAACUUGUGCUUCUCGAAUUCUGUCUGUAAAUUAGUAAAUCGAACAGCCAAGUGUAUACAGUGUCGUUGGCAUUCUCAUGACACAGACUCACAGUGUAGACUUCGUUCAUUGUCGUUUGGAGAAGAUGGUGGUUACAUCGUGUUACCUCUACAGAUUACUCGAAUGCACUGGAAAUUGCAGUUUAGUAUAGCAACAGUGGAAUCAAAUGGUGUAAUGCUUUUUGCCGGAAAUUUGUCAUCCGAUUUUCUAGAAGUAUCACUCGAGGAUGCACUUAUUCGAGGACGGUUUUCCUUAGGUCAUGAUAUUUAUGAGGUCAGAAUGGAUGAUUGGCCAGAAAAUCGAGUAAGUGAUGGGAAAUGGCAUCAAAUAACACUUGAUUAUUAUGAUAAUAAAUUGAUCAUAUCACUGGAUAAUUGCGAUGCUCAUAUUUCCAUGAAAUAUAGUAAUGUCACCGGUUAUCAGAAAUGUGCCGCUGAGGUCAUUGCAAAAUUACCGAAAAAAUGUGAAGAUCCAGCCGUAAGUUGUUAUCGAUUCUUCGAUCUUCCUGCUGCUAUAAAUCUUGGCGGUCGAACAGUAACUAUUGCUGAACAGAAUUAUAUUAGUGGAAUUGAUGGUAAUCAGUAUAGUUCAGCAAGAAUUCAGGAACCAUUCAUCGGAUGUAUCUCAAAUCUAACUUUUGAUGAAACAAUCGUGGAUUUUUCAAAAUUUGAAGAAUUUGAAAAAUUUGGAAACUUACAACCUGGCUGCAAACAAAAAAGAAAUGAUUGUCACAGUAAUCCUUGUCAUCAUACUGCAAUUUGUGAGCCAGCAUGGGAUGGAUAUCAUUGCCGUUGUAAAGGAACAACACAUACAAAUGGACCUUGCACUGAUAAUGAAGAUUCAUUUGUUUCACUGUAUGAUGAAGAAUCGUUCGUCUUCUGGAAUGUACCAGAUGGUAUGAAAUUCCACAAUUUGUCAUUUGAAUUUCGGACACGUUCACGUGCAACACAAGUUAUUGCGGUUGAAUUUUCUAAAAGAUCACAAUUCAUUAUUUUCUCGGUAAGUCACGGCAAAGGAUUGAUAAGCAUUGGUCCUGAACAGUAUUUGUUAUCAUUUCCAAAUUUUGCUGACGGUAAUUUGAAAAGUCUUUCAAUUGUUGUCGAAAAAUAUUUUACGCUUGUCGUCAUCGAUCACUUAUACAAAAAGCGUAUUGUUUUGCAAAAUAAUGGUUUAUAUCGUGACAUACGCAAAAUUUAUUCGGGAUUAGCACCAUCAACUAGUUAUCCACAGCGUUUUGAAGGAUGCCUUCGGAACGUUAAAAUCAAUGAUCUACGGUUGAAAUUAGCUGAAAAUAUGAUGACAAAGCCUGGUUGUCAAGUACCAAACGGAUGUAAUUCACCAAAAGCCUGUCCUCCUAACAGUAUUUGUGUUCGUGAAUGGGACCGGCAUCGUUGCGAAUGCAACCCAGGUUUCAUUGGUGAUGGAUGCGUCAAUAUUUGUUCAUUACCGAAUUUAUGUGGUAAAAAAGGCAUAUGUCAUACAAAAAAUAAUUCGAAAGGAUAUAAAUGCAUCUGCAGUGAAGAAUUAAGUGGACAGAAUUGUGAACGUAAAAGAGCGUUGCAAAUAUGUCCAAAAGGAUGGUAUGGUACUUUCCCGAAAUGUAAACAAUGCUCCUGUGAUACUGAAAGAGGUUUCCUAGAGCAGUGCAAUACUAAAACGGGCGAAUGCUAUUGCAAGAGUGGCACCUAUUAUUCGGGUGAUGAAUGCGUAUCCUGUGAAUGUGGUUAUGGUUCCUCAGACUUAACUUGUACCUCGAAAGGUCAAUGUCAAUGUAUGGGUGAGGCAGUCGGUCGUCGAUGUGAUCGAUGUUCUGGUUCAGAUCAAGUUCUAGAUCGAAAAACUUUGAAAUGUUUGAAAAUUAGAAAUAGAUGUCCAUCAAACAUUGAGUAUGGCAUUCAGUGGCCAACGACAAUUGUUGGAGCAACUGCAAGACAAAGUUGUCCAAAUGGUGAAGUAGGUUUGGUUAUACGGAAAUGCUUGAAAAGUGCCUACUGGGAUCAGAUCAACAGUUAUAACUGUACUCAUCCUGCCUUCACUAAGUUAAAUUUUACUGAUCGGACGAAACUUGUACAAACUUUAUCAAAUGUGACAAGCAGCAUACUGCAUUUGAAAGGUGUCAAUGUUGCUAUUGUGAGAAAAGUAGUAAAACAAUUGAUCAGGGAUGAACUUACUGGAAAUAAUUCACCCAAUAGUCAUUUAAGGUCAGCUGAUUAUACCAAUAACUUAUUGAAAAUGGGGGACAGUUUAUUAAAAAUAAAAGAUUACCCAAAUAAUGCGCACUUAAUUCGCCUAUUCAACGAUUAUGGUGUCCAUGUAGCGAAUUUGCAUCAAAUUCAUCCUUAUCUCAAACCAUUUAUGUUUUCCGGACAAAAUAUGGUAUUCGCAGUAGAUGAGAUCUCUGCAGAUGGAAGUCGAAUAUUGCCGAAAUUCAAAAAUUUUGUGGACGAACGUACGGAGAAUUUUCGUAGUAUACAGAUGAAGCUUCUAUGUGAAGAUACAAUAGCUUAUCCGAGAAAAAUCACAUUUUACAGUAUGUUCAACAAUGUGGAUCGUUUUCACUGCAACGCACCAAUCGUUGCCGUUUAUUACAAUGCCACAUGUGCAAUUCAAGUACUGUUUCCGGUUAGCGAAGAAGCUUGGAGAUAUCCAGAAUGUGUGAUUGUAGAAAAUCCGGCAAAAGAAGACGAACUGUCUAGAACUAACGAUUGGGCAGAUGGAGAUAUAGAUGCGGGAAAUGUAUUUCUUGACUGGUCUGCAAAAAGAGCGACACUUGUAGGACUUAAUCGUACCCAUGCUAUUUGUAAUUUCGAAAGAUCCGGUGUUUACACAGUUAUUAUUCGGCCAGAUCAUGGAGCUCUAAUUCGUUUUAUACCUUCAAAAACCAUACCUUAUUCUGGAUCAUUAUGCAUGAUAUUUGCUCUUGUGUUACUUCUACUAUCAGCAGUCCGAAGUCUUUAUCGGCCUUGUCUACGUCUGAGACUUCUUCGAUUUGGCUUCAUUCUUAUGUUUGUACUCGAUGUGGUCGCUAUUUUCCUAAUUCAUCGCCUUCAACCAAGCAUUGUAUUUUGCCUUGCACGGAAUACAAUUAUAAGCUUAUGCACUUCAGCAGUAUUUGCAUGGCUUUUUAUGUAUUCUUUUCACAUUUAUCGACUUCUGGCAACAGGAAAGACAGAGUCGAAUUACUGGAUGAUAAUACUAUGCUCAGUAAUUAUUCCAAUACUGUUAUCACUAACAUCGUUCUUCCUUGCUCCAGGAUGUUUACUUUCACCAAACCAGCCUUUCUUCUGGGUUCUCCUGAUUCCUGUUGCACUUUAUAUUUUGUUUGAUUUCUAUGCGUUUUCGACAGCUCUUCUGAUAUCUUUUAGCAAACAAUUUGACUGUAUGGUCACUGAGUAUUCCAUCCGAACAACACUUUGGUUACACAUUAUUCUGUCUAUGUUAUGCGCAUUCUAUAAUUCUUUUGGUCUUUAUAUACUAUUCGAUCAUGCCGACAAUCCACUUUAUGAAAUUGCGCUCAAUUCGACAUUGGUUUUUGUCGCUACCUAUAUUUUUCUAUGGACAAAUUAUUUUGGUCCAAAGCGGAAUGCUCGUUAUGAUAACGGUUUAUGGAUGAAUAAUUUGCCGAAAAGUGCGGACGAAGUUUUGGGUCCUCAAUGUCAAACUCCGCUCUUGUUGCAGUCAUCGAAUACAGAUGCGGAACUAAGUGGAAACUGUGUUAAUGGAUGGAUGCCAGAUAUCAUACCUUCAACAACAUAUAUACAGCAGGAAUCAAUCCACGAUGUACCACAUCCAAAAAUUUUAAGUCCACCAAUGAAAAUACUCCAUCAUGAAGCAUAUGGUAGUGCAGAAGGAAUUGCUUUGCUUUAUCAGGAUAACUGUCCAACUAGUGAUAUCGAUCAUAUUUAUGGUACCACUUCUGGCAAACAUCAUUAUCCAUCCUUUACUUUUACUCAUUAA